Messenger RNA from Topomyia yanbarensis, 2499 nucleotides. RefSeq names its product exocyst complex component 6 (gene Sec15). Gene Ontology annotation, biological process: intracellular protein transport; exocytosis; Golgi to plasma membrane transport. The coding region runs from base 105 to 2390 and encodes 761 amino acids. The transcript is spliced from 2 exons. NCBI's taxonomy places the organism in Eukaryota, Metazoa, Arthropoda, Insecta, Diptera, Culicidae. The record is from RefSeq and is a predicted model, not a curated record. Gene Ontology annotation, cellular component: exocyst; membrane.
CUCGUUAAAAAAUAACAGUACACCCACUACAAAAAUAUUAUUAGUUUACGAUUUACUGAUAAAAUAAGCUGAUACGCGUAGCAAAAGCAAAAAGCUGUGUCGAAAUGGCUGGAAUCUCGAUGCAAGAUAUCGAAGCAGUGGAUGAUUACUGGGGACCCACGUUUCGUACCAUUCUUGAGGGUAACUCGCACGAUCAAGUUUCGGAGCAACUUGAAUCCAGAAUUCGCUCCCACGAUAAGGAUAUUGAACGGAUUUGCAACCUAUAUUAUCAGGGCUUUAUCGAUUCGAUAAGAGAGCUGCUGUUGGUAAAGUCCCAGGCACAAGGUUUAAACCAGGAAGUUCAAGCCUUGGAUGAUGGCCUAUCGAAAGCUUCGGCGGGUGUGAUUGCCAAGGGAAAUGAUCUGGUCAAGGCUAGGAAAGUGGAAGGAAACAUUGCCGGGGCAAUCGAAGGUUUGUCCAGCUGUCUGCCGGUUUUGGAAUGCUACUCGAAGCUGCUGAGACAGGUAAAAGAAAAGCGCUAUUAUCCGGCGCUGAAAACUCUUGAAUUGUUGGAGAACGAGUAUCUGCAGAAAGUUUCCGGAUACAGAUUUUCACAACAGAUGAGGGAAACUAUUCCGAAAUUGAAGGAAAACAUUAAAAAAUCCUCGGAGGAAGAUUUUCGGGAGUUUCUCGAGAACAUAAGAAAGUUUUCUCCGAGAAUUGGGGAGAUUGCUAUGAAGCAUACGAAGGAACUGCAGAAAAGAGAUUUAGACACAAUAAUAGCAGAGUAUAAGCAAAUGUCCUUGAAUGGAGAGUGCGUUGACGACGAUGAAGACGUUAAUGCGCAGGAUCUGAUAGAUUUUUCGCCAAUUUAUCGAUGUUUGCAUAUCUACACCGUUCUAAACGACAAAGAAUACUUUGAGAAGGACUACCGCAAACAGAGAAGAGAUCAGGCAAAACUAGUAUUACAAGCUCCUCAAACGAUGCACGAUAAUCUGGAAGCUUACAAGACGUACAUUUAUUCUAUAGUUGGCUUCUUCGUGGUUGAGGAUCACGUGAUGAACACGGGGGGAGAAAUUGUCACGCAAACAUAUCUGGACGAUCUGUGGUCCUCAUCUUUGACUCGAGCCGUGAAUGUGCUCAGUAUGUCCUCCUCAUCUUGCACGGAUCCAAAUAUUUUACUUCGCAUCAAAAAUCUGAUCAUGCUUAGCAUUACAACUCUUAAAAACUAUGGUUAUACUGUUUCCCAGUUGUGGGAUCUUUUAUUGGAAAUGCGUGAUCAUUACAAUGAAGUCUUGCUUCAAAGAUGGGUUAAUGAGUUUCGUGACAUUCUCGAUAAAAGCGACUUUCUUCCGCUGGAAGCCCAUUCCCAGGAGGAGUACGAUGCAGUUCUGGAACGUUUCCCUUUUCACUCGGAACAACUUGAAGCUCAACCGUUUCCGAAAAAGUUUCCCUUUUCCCGAAUGGUGCCGGAAGUGUAUCACCAGGCGAUGGAGUUCAUGUAUGCUUGUAUGAAAUUCUCCGAAGAACUUACCCUUUCACCGAACGAGAUUGCUGCGAUGGUUCGCAAGGCGGCAAAUUUACUGCUAACCCGUAGCUUCAGUGGAUGUCUGUCGGCAGUGUUUCGCAGCCCCAGUCUAGCAUUGAUGCAAGUGAUUCAGAUUAUUAUCGAUACACAGUAUCUGGAAAAGGCGGGCCCGUUCUUGGAUAGUUUUGUUUGUAAAAUGACCGGUACUAGCCAAAGUUUGACGCAGACACCGUCAGCUAUGUUUCAGGUCGCUCGUUCGGAAGCCGAACAGCAGGUCUCAACCAAAUUAUGCUCCAAAUUGGAUGAAUUCUUCGAAGAGCUAGAAGGUUACGACUGGCUUCUGCCGGAAAGCUAUGGACACGCAUCGCCCUUCGUAACGGAUAUGAUUGCAUUCUUGCAGAGUACUUUCCAAAGCUUCUCUUACAUUUUACCGGGUGUUGCUCAGGCUGCCUGCCGAAAAGCUUGUGAACAUGUGGCCACCCGCAUCUACAAGUUGAUCCUGUCCGAAGAAAUCAAACAGAUUUCCGGCGGAGCGUUGGAUCAAAUAAAUCUGGAUCUGAUGCAGUUUGAACUAUUUGCCGCCUCGGAUCCGGUUCCCGGUUUGAGGGAGGGUGAUUUGUCAAAGUAUUUUGCCGAGAUUCGUCAACUGUUGGAUCUACUGAUCUCGGAGGAUUGGAGCGCGUAUUUGCACGAUUUUGGCAAGGACGAAAAUCGGUACUCAUUGGUACAUCCGUCGACAAUCAUUGUGGUACUGGAGAAACUUCGCGAGGCGGAUAAAAAGUCGAUGCUCUCACUGAUGAAGUCAAAAUCAGAAAGGGACAAGAAAAAACUGCUGGAAACAGUUCUUCGUCAGUUGAAGCAACUGGCGGAGAGACAAAAUUAGUUAUAUCAAUUAAUGUUAAUGUUUCGGACUAUAAAAAACAUAUUUUCAACUACUCAGUUGAACGCUUUUUUAUACAUUAGCGGCAAUCAAUAAAGUAAUCGUUAAUUUA